Glycine soja is the source of this 1607-nucleotide messenger RNA. Its product is annotated as patatin-like protein 2. Gene Ontology annotation, biological process: lipid metabolic process. The transcript is spliced from 6 exons. The coding region runs from base 205 to 1449 and encodes 414 amino acids. Gene Ontology annotation, molecular function: monoacylglycerol lipase activity; glycerophospholipase activity. Lineage: Eukaryota; Viridiplantae; Streptophyta; Magnoliopsida; Fabales; Fabaceae. The record is from RefSeq and is a predicted model, not a curated record.
AACGAAAAACUUGAAUCUACUAUCUAGCUUUCUUUAACACUUCCUUUGUAAUCGCAAGUUUUCCACUGUGCCAACAAUUCUUAAGCUUUCAACUUUUCUUUGGCUUCCCUUGGAAAAAAGAAAACAAAAACAGAAUCAAACGUGUACAGAUCACUAACUUUCAACUUUCCAAAUAUUCAGUGAGUAACUUUGUGAUUUAUAUAUAUGGAGAGAACAUUGUCAUCCCUUCUACAGAUUCAGCCUCCAACCUAUGGAAACUUAGUCACUAUUCUCAGCAUCGACGGAGGUGGUAUCAGGGGCAUUAUCCCCGCAACUAUUCUUGCUUUCCUUGAAGCGCAACUUCAGGAGUUGGACGGUGAGGAUGCAAGGCUUGCAGACUAUUUUGAUGUGAUUGCAGGAACAAGCACAGGAGGUAUUGUAACAGCUAUGUUAACUGCUCCAAAUGAUAAUCAGCGUCCUCUAUUUGCUGCCAAGGAUAUCAAGCCCUUUUACUUGGAACAUUGCCCAAAGAUUUUCCCACAACACAGUGGCUUGUGGGGAUCGGUAGGAAAGUUGUUGAGAUCAUUGGGAGGACCGAAAUACAAUGGAAAAUACCUUCAAGAAGUGGUGAGAGAGAAAGUAGGGGAGACACGUUUGCAUGAAACGCUGACCAAUAUAGUGAUUCCCACCUUUGACAUCAAGACAUUGCAACCAAUCAUUUUCUCCUCUUACCAAAUAAAGAGGUCUCCUUGCUUGGAUGCUCGACUCUCCGACAUAUGCAUCAGCACUUCUGCCGCACCUACUUAUCUUCCAGCCUACCACUUCAACAACAAAGAUUCAGAAGGGAACAUGCACCAAUUCAACCUUAUUGACGGUGGCGUUUGUGCUAAUAAUCCGACUUUGGUGGCCAUGAAUCAAGUAACGAAGCAGAUAUUAAACGACAAUCCGGACUUCUUUUCCAUCAAGCCAAUGGAAUAUGGUCGUUUUUUGAUAAUCUCUCUGGGCACUGGAACCCCUAAGAAUGAACAGAAAUUCAAUGCACAAAUGGCAGCAAAAUGGGGUCUAUUGGAUUGGUUAACCAACAGUGGUUCUACUCCCUUGAUUGAUGUGUUUACUCAGUCCAGCGCAGAUAUGGUUGAUUUUCAUCUUGCUACCGUCACUCAAGCACUGCAUUCCGAAAAUAAUUACCUUCGGAUACAAGAUGAUACAUUGACCGGUACAGACUAUUCAGUUGAUAUUGCGACGAAAGAGAAUUUGGAAAAACUUAGCCAAAUUGGUGAGAGGUUGUUAAAGAAACCAGUAUCUCAGAUCAAUUUGGAGGAUGGUCUGUUUGAGCCGGUAGGAAAUGGGGAGACCAAUGAAGAUGCUCUCAAAAGGUUUGCAAAAAUACUUUUGAAAGAGAGGAGGCUCCGAGAAUUGAAAUCCCCUCACACUAAGAAGGUCCCAAGCCACUUUGCUCAUGAAGUCUGAGUUUCCUUUCUCAAGCUACGUUUGAGAGUCCUUCUAUUCAAUAAAAAUUAAUUGUCAAGUUUGUGUAUUUUUUGUAAGAAAAAAACAAAUUCUUUUUUUUACAAACAAAAUUAUAAAUUCUUUUAUGUUUAUGAUAUCAAAUGAAUAUAUCAUGUAUU